Molecule: messenger RNA, 1993 nt
Organism: Raphanus sativus (radish)
Lineage: Eukaryota; Viridiplantae; Streptophyta; Magnoliopsida; Brassicales; Brassicaceae
Product: exocyst complex component EXO70H1
Exons: 1
Coding region: 93-1832 (579 amino acids)
Biological process (GO): exocytosis
Cellular component (GO): exocyst
Molecular function (GO): phosphatidylinositol-4,5-bisphosphate binding
Source: RefSeq, a predicted model, not a curated record
GUACCACUAUAAAUACUGUUCCAAGCUCUUCAUUCAAUCAUUUCAAAAUCAUAAAUAUAACAGAAAGAAACAAAACAUACAAAAACAAAAAGAUGGUGAUCUUCGCUUUAACAUCUUCUUCUUCUUCAAAGCUAAAACAACAUUCACACCGUAGCUUCUCUGAGUCUCUAAUGGAAGAUAGCAUCAAAGACGCUGAAGCUACCAUUCACCAAUGGAUUUCGCCAGACUCUUCUUCUUCCUCCUCUUCUUUCUGCUGCACCUUCUCACUCUUCUCCAACAAAAACAGAGAAGAAGCUAAACGAUUCAUCGGAGCUGUCACCACCUUACACUCCGCGAUGGUCAAGCUCGUCUCGGUGAACCCAGCCUCCACCAAGCUUAUCAAAGCAGAGAGUCUACUAAAGCUCUCCAUGAACCAUCUAUCCAAAGAGUUCUACCGAAUCCUAAAAUCAAACCGACGCUACCUCGAUCCAGAAUCCGUCUCGGUCCGUUCAAGAAACGUCUCCAAAGAUGAUGAUGCAGAAGCCAUGGCGGAUUUGAAGAUGAUCGCCGACUGCAUGACGUCAUCAGGACACGGCAAAGAAUGCUUCAAAAUCUACAAAAAGAUCCGUCACUCGAUCAUCGUCGAAGCCUUGGAGCAGCUCGGUUUCGAGAAUCUAACCCUCUCGCAGGUUCAGAGACUCGACUGGGAGAGUACGGAGAAAAAGAUCAGAGCGUGGUUACGAGCCGCGAGAAAAGCCGUUACGACUCUGUUCUACGGCGAACGGAUCCUCUCCGAUCACGUCUUCUCCUCCUCCUCCUCCUCGUCCGCGAUCAGAGAGUCUUCCUUCGCCGAGAUCACUCUACAGAGCGCUUUGGCUCUCUUCUCUUUCCCCGGACACGUGGCGAAAUCUCGGAAAACUCCCGAGAAAAUCUUCCUCACUCUCGACGUUUACCAGUGCCUCGUCGAGCUAACGCCGAGGAUCGACGAAGUUUUCGGUUGUUACGAUUCGACGUUGUCUUCCGUCAGAUCGGUGAUCGCCGGAGCCCUGGGGAGCCUCGAGGAAGCGGUGGUGUCGAUGAUCGACGAGUUCGAGUCGUCGAUCUCGAAGGAGUCUUCGAAAUCGGUUAUCUCCGGCGGCGGGAUCCACCAGCUCACGAGAUACGUCAUGAACUACAUCGUCUUCCUCGCCGAUUACAGCGAGGUGCUCGCUAAGAUCAUCCCCGCAAAAACGACGUCGUUCGGUUCUCCAGAAGAAGAGGAAUCCACGUCAUCAUCAUCGUCAUCGUCAUCUCCGCUUGCGAAACGAAUCUCGUGGCUGAUUCUGUUUUUGCUCUGCAAGAUCGACGCGAAGUCUCGUCUCUACAACGACGUAGCUCUCUCGUACCUCUUCUUGAUCAACAAUCUCCACUACGUCGUGGUUAAGGUCCGUACGUCGAAUCUGAAGGAGGUUCUGAGCGAGGGUUGGCUGGUGAAGCACGAAGGGAAGGUGAAGAAGUACGUCGCGAAAUUCGAGAAGAUCGUGUGGGGACAGGUGAUGAUUACGUCGCUUCCGACGGCGGAUGAGGAGGAGGAUGGGGCGGAGGAGUUUGUUAGGGGGUUUAGUGACCGGUUCGAGGAAGCGUAUAAGAGGCAAACCGGUUGGGUUGUACCGGAUUCGGAAUUGAGAGAUGAGAUUAAAGUUUCGGUUGCUAUGAUGCUUAUACCGGCUUACACGGAGGUUUACAAAAAGUAUCGGGUCGGGUUGCGGAAGAAUAUCGGAUUUGCCCCUGAUGAUAUUGGGAAUUAUAUCUCGGAUCUGUAUUUUGGGUCGGGUGGAUCAGGGUGCGUUUCUUCGGUCCAUUCUUCGGUUUAGAGUAUGUUUGAUAUUAGCCCAGUUCGAAAACUUGUUAGGUGUUAAUUUGUAUGUUCAUGUUGGGCUCGGCGUGUUGAAAAAAAAAAUCAGAGUUAUAUUUAGAAACUAAUGGAAGAUUUAUUUUGUUAUUUUAAAAUAUAUAUCAUUAGAUGUGGUAAAAA